GGGAACGACUAAUGCGAAUGGUUGUUUAGUGGUCUUGACACAACCGCCUCUUCUCGACGGGAGCGUGACAAGGGCCAAACCAGAUCUCAUAGUAGCUCUACAAGCUUGUUGGUGACACCACAAGUACAAUCCACACAGUCCUCAAAAAUCUCUCGCCCGGAAAAGGUGGCCAGUGCUGCUAAUUGGGCUUCUUCAAGUCCUCCAUCCCCAUCGCCAUCAACCUCUAACACAAGAAAGCCACAUUUGGGUCCGUCGACUGUCGGUCAAAAACCUUUACCUGGGACCGGUCAAAUUAUGGUUAAAAGAAGUACAUAUCCCACCCCUGACCCGUCACCGAAGAGUCAAACUGCCUCCUCCCUCUCGAUGCUCGGAAGGUCCAAUACCACCACUCCGGCUGGCGACCCAGAAGUCACAAAGAAACAUAUCGACAGGGUAAACUCUAGAAUGAACCCUAUACUUGAAAGUAUUGAGGCUACAGGAUCCCGGAGCCAGCCUUUGAAUGAGGACCAAAUGGAAGUCGAUCCCCUUCCAGGAAUCUUUUGUGAUACCACAAUGAGCAGCUCUUCCACCGCCAGUGAUUCAUGGAUGGUCGGAGAAGAAAUUUCGGACAAUGAUCCGGAGGUUAUAAAUUCAAUCGAUGACCUUGAGAGGGCGUUUGAUGAUUGCCUUCCAAAUUCUUCUGAUACCAUGGAUGGCAUCGAAGGUUCAGAUAAAGAUACACUUUUAAAGCCUGAGGAUGUGGCCUCCCCCUUGCACAAACCACUGUUACACACAAGCCACAGUGUACAUGAAAGCCCAGAGACCCUUAGGGUGGGUUUGGUCGCGGCGCAAGAUCACAAGCACCCCAAGAGUGACUCUGGUAUUGGAUCAACACAGGGCUCGCCCGGCAACGCAUUUUUAUACAAAGAAUACAAAGGUCCAGACUAUGAGGGUAGUGGCCGACUGUUCUUCGGGGAACUGCCUUCAUGUGACACUGGGAACCCGGUGAAAGAAGUUUAUAGUGUUAGGGUUGAGGGUAGCGGACCUAGCAGAAACGGAUCUCCUGGCUCAUCCAGUUGCACGGUUGAGGCUUCAGAAACUAUUGCCAAUUACAAUGGCCACCACGAAUCCCCACCUCAACUUGAUGAAAUUCACACAUCAUAUGGUCCCACUGUUUUUCAUUACGGGGAACCGACGCCCCCUGGCUCAGCUAUCCGUUCACCAUCUGCCUAUUCUUUUUUCGAAGUCCGUGAUUUCCCGAAAACAAAACAAUUGUCCACACAGAGCGUUGAAGCUAUGGUCCAGUACAUCCUUAAUCCCAUUCUACUCGAUGAAGCUUUCGAAGACUUCUGGCAAUUAUGUGAGCAAGCGAAGCGUGGAAUUUUUCAAGGGAAAAUAUGCUGGUUACGUGAUUUGGAGAAGUUUCUGUUCGAUGGCAUUCCGGCCGUCCGUUCAUUGAGCUCAUACAAAGCAUUCUGCGAAACCUUUUUGAGCAAUUGCCAAAGAGCUCUUCCCUAUAUCCGAGAAUUGGACCAACAGCGGUCUUAUGACCCGGUCUACUCUUCGGCUUAUUUCAUCGAUGCCCUUCAUCGCGCAAAGGAGUCGGCGGAUGCUUGGACGGCUGAGAAAAAUAAAGUAAUGCGCAUGGCUAACUACGACAGUCAAUCAGUGAGCGAAGAGCUUGACACUUCCGGAAAUAACAAAAGUAAACUUAAAGAUUUUGUGCCACUUCCUAAUAUUAUCUCUUCCGAGGGUCGCAAAAGGAAGAUGCCUAUUGAUAUCGGCCACGAUGAAUCUCAAAUGAAAAGGGCAUUGACUCCAAACAAAGCAGCCGGAUCUGCACAACCCAGAUUGGCCAUUCAGACCACUGCCCCCCUUGGGUAUUUUGACGGUUACCAUGACGCACUGCCCUCAAGCCCCCUUCGGGUUGAAAAUAUCGGAUACCCCUUAAACCCUAGAUUUGAUUUCCCCCCAAGGGUAUUGACAGCUGCCCAAUCCGGGAAGUUCAGUGAGUACACUCAUCCAUCGUCUGAGUCGACUGCCGCAAACGCGACAGCUCUCCUCCCCUCGGAUGUCUCAGGAGAUCAUAGAGUUAUGACCAGGCACUCUAUUGGAUACCCCCAGGCUCCAACCCCAGCUGAUACCAACUACUCUGGAUCGCCAGCGGCUCCGGCAUCUUUUGAAGGACACAGUGGCAGUAGUCACGGCACCUCUAGGAGAAAAGCUUCAGUACCAGCUGGUAAGCCUGAUGAAGAAGAUGCCCCAAUUUACCGCUGCGAUCAAUGCCCCAGAGAAUUCCCUAGACCUUGCGACCUAACAAAACAUAAGAAAACCCACGAGCGCCCAUUUAAAUGUGACGAUGAGGGUUGCAAGUACCAUAUCGAAGGUUUCCCGACCAAUAAGGAGCGUGAGCGACACCAAAACGAUAUACAUGUUGCAAAUUCAAAGGAAUGGAAGUGCACAUAUUCACCAUGCGCCUACAAAAGCAAGCGCGAGAGCAAUUGCAAGCAGCACAUGGAAAAAGCGCAUGGUUACAAUUACAAGCGGAUGAAGAGGAACCCUCGGAAACGACCAGAACAAUUGACGAAGCCAGUAACCUCGGAUAAGAAGAAGCGUGGUGCCAUCAGAAAGGCGUCAGUUGCGACUUCCAGGUCUACCACAGUCUCCAAGGCAAUCAAAGCAUCACGAUCAUCUCGGCCUGAGGCACCCGAAGCCACGGCUUUGCCAGGGCAAGAUUCCAAUGUCGCUGUAACAACUGGGUUCGAUAUGUACCAAGGCUACCCUCAAUCACCGACUAUACAUGGAACAAGUGAUGAGUACCAACUCCUAGACACUGAGAUGCCUCCUACAUCAUACUUCGAUGGGUCUCCUCCAACCAAUUUUGUGCCUAGCCCCGCCGAUGCUCCAAUAGGCUACAAUCCUCCUAUGGAUGCGUACCAAGCCAACCACCCCAUGAUGGGGAAUUCUGGGUGGUUUUCGUCACAGAGUUCUAGCUUUCUGGACCCCUUUCUCUCAGAAUUUGAGCAGUCCAGCGCCCCAUACGAUGACGGUGUUGGUGACGAUGACACUGCGGACUGAUAGCGCUCAUAGCUUGGUUGCAUAUUUAAGCAGCAGAUAUAUUGACCUUCGCUCCGGCCAGGCCGUGAGAUCACGCGGAGGUCCGAAUUGCUGCCACCUUUGUCCUCCUAAGACAACCAAAACAUCUCCUAAAAAACAAAAAAUCAACAAAAAAAAAGAAGACAGACACAGUCCGGAUGCUCUUGGCGGGCUAUAAACACUUUAGUCUCGAUAGGGUUUUCCGUAAUUGGAGGUACGAGUGGAGGAAUGGGCCCUUUCCCUUGAAGGCGGGAAAGUAAGUAUGCAACAGAAAAACAACGAGUGACUCCGGAAGAGCGUAGGCUCCAUAGCGGGAGCCUUGUUGUUUUUCUGCUGAUGUUGUGUACGGGUUGCAUAUUUCCAGAUAUGUAGGGUGGCAGCCGUGUUAGGGGUGUUACAUUCUGAUUUUCAGCCUAGUAGUAGUUUCCUUCUUGCGAUGGCGGUGCGCUGGGGUAUGGGUGGUUUGGGAUCUCAUUCCUAUCAUUGGGGUUUCCAUCUUCAGUUAUUUUGACAACUCUUCUUGUUUUUUUCUUAAAA
Molecule: messenger RNA, 3612 nt
Organism: Tuber melanosporum (Perigord truffle)
Lineage: Eukaryota; Fungi; Ascomycota; Pezizomycetes; Pezizales; Tuberaceae
Exons: 6
Coding region: 364-3057 (897 amino acids)
Biological process (GO): regulation of transcription by RNA polymerase II
Cellular component (GO): nucleus
Molecular function (GO): DNA-binding transcription factor activity, RNA polymerase II-specific; RNA polymerase II transcription regulatory region sequence-specific DNA binding
Source: RefSeq, a predicted model, not a curated record